Molecule: messenger RNA, 716 nt
Organism: Schistocerca gregaria
Lineage: Eukaryota; Metazoa; Arthropoda; Insecta; Orthoptera; Acrididae
Exons: 4
Coding region: 118-672 (184 amino acids)
Source: RefSeq, a predicted model, not a curated record
CACAGCGUUCCUCGUGACCUCCUACUUGACUCGAAUUGGAGUUGAAGUUCUGCCACAGCCACCAUACAGCCCUGACUUGAGUCCUCCUGAUUUCUUCCUAUUUCCGAAGGUCAAAAGAUGCCUGAAGGGUCAUCGUUUCGACGAAUUCCGAACAUCCAACGUGCUGUCACGGAGGCACUAACUGGGAUAACUCAAACGGACUACAGUGAGGCCUAUGAAGCAUGGAAAACGCGCUGGCAACGUUGUGUCGACGCCCAAGUUCCUUUUAUUCCACUGAUAAUUACUCUAUCAGCGAACCUUUACUUGGACUGCUUUUCUGCAGCACAGAUUCGGGACCAACUUUGUGUUCUGAGUUCUGUUGUCCUGUUUGGCUUAUUUUGCUUCCUGCUUAAGGAAGUACUUCAAGAGUACUGGUUGCUUGAGAAUGGUUUGGAUACAUUAUACGAAGAGUGUAGGGACCUUUUAAAGUACCUACAGUCUCCUUCUACCCAUGGCAACAGCAACAGUUUUGGUGAAGAAACAAUGACACUACGUAAUAUGUGGCAGCAGGGGGACUACCAUAAACUGCAAGAUAUGUUCCCAGUCGCCAGAAAAACCAUCCCUCAAUUUCAUGGAAAACAACAAGUCAGCUUAUUGCAUCAAUUUUCGUCUGCCAGAACUUUAAAAUCUUGAUUUAUAAACACAAAAUGAGUACAUGUAUCUAAAUAUUUACUUCA